AUGCAACCGGUAACAAAAACACAUUGGGCCUUUGCGACUUAUGUCCUGGCCACCUGCCUGCUUGCCUGCAACAACAGGCAUACCGAUACCAAUACAGAACAGAUAGCCCGUGAAGCCAUGGCCUCCGAUGAAGCAAAGGAUCUUACCGGUACGUUCACCGCGGGCGGGAAAGCUUAUAGUGGGCGGGAUGUGAGCGAUAAUCAUCCCGCACUGAUGCAACUGGAAUUUAAAGACGAGGCCAGUGCGCGUACGCCCGGCACCCUUAAGAUUGCCACGCCCGGUUAUGGCAGAGACUUGCCCAAAGACGCGGUUACGCUCACUUUCGACAAUAGUUAUACCAGUGAUGAUGACUUGCCGGGCGGCACCCUAAGUGUCCGCAAAGACGGCGACAAUAACGUCAUUGUCUUCGACCAGAUAACGCUCCGCGAACCGGUUGAUAAAAAGACCGCUUUUAAAAAACCGGACAUUAUUAAAAAGCUGUACCUGCACCAAUCGUUGCUCUACGCCUUUAGCGCGCUGGACAAUAAGGACUCUAUGCUGCAUUAUAUGCAUGAGCUGGAACAGCUAAUAACCACACUGCCUGAUACCAAUAGCAACAAACUGAUUAUUACCAAUACCAUUGCCAGCUCCUAUGGCGCCCUUAACCAGUAUGAAAAAGCAAUCCGCAACUAUGGCUGGGUGAUCCGCCUGGCGAUGCAACAACAGGAUAGCAUCGCGUUAAGAAAUGCGUUUGUCAAUACCGGGCUGAUGUAUAAUGAGACCAACGAUGAGCGCAUGGCGGCUAAUUAUACAAUGGCUGCACUGCCCUACCUGGACAAUGACCCUUACAGCAACCUGAUUAUUUUUUCUAACCUGGCUGAUUAUUAUACCAUGCUGAGCAUCCUUGAUUCGGCAAAAUAUUUUUUGAGCAAGGCUGAAAAGCAGGCCGCCCUCAGUAAGGACGAGGCUAAUAUUUAUACACUGGCUACCAAACGUGCCAACCUGCUGCUCUAUGAGAAAAAAUACCGUGCUGCGGAACCUUUGCUGGAAAACAGCCUCCGCUAUUUCCUGGGUCAGCCACCGGGUGUUGAACUGCUAUUGAUUGCCACCAGCGACUCGAUCAAGGCAGACAAGGCCACGGAACGAUUGGCUGAAUUACAAACACAAUACCAGACUUAUAAAAAGGAAGAAACGAUCAACUCCCUGCAAAAGGAAAGCCGCAUUAAAAGCCUGGAGAUACAGGCGGCCCGCCGCAAUAAAACACUGUUCCUUAUACUGGGUAUUAUCCUGCUGGCGACGUUGGGUAUCCUCUGGUACAUCCGCAGCCUGCGCAGCAAGGCCGGCUUGCAAACCCUGAAGGCAAAACUGGAAAUGAAAGCCCUACGCAGCCAGAUGAAUCCACACUUUAUCUUCAACUCACUCAACUCUAUUCAAAAGUACAUCUGGGAAAACCGGCAGGAAGACGCGUCUGAAUACCUGACCAAAUUUGCCCGCCUGAUCCGCCUGGUAUUGGAGAACUCAAGGCAUGCCGCAAUCAGCCUGGAAGAAGAGCUGAAUGCACUCCGGCUGUAUAUUGAAAUGGAACACCGGCGGAACAAUCAGAAAUUCGACUACAGCAUUACACUGGCCCCGGAUAUUGAUGCGACGAAUACAUUUAUUCCCCCGUUGCUUUUACAACCUUAUGUAGAAAAUGCGAUCUGGCACGGGCUCAGUCCGAAAGAUGAAAGGGGCAAGCUGACAGUAUCUAUUGAAAAGAAAAACGGCACGCUGGUCUGCACGAUCGACGAUAAUGGUAUCGGCCGCCACAAAGCAGCAACGCUGCGCACAGAUGCCAUCCCUAAAACAUCAAUGGCCAUGAACAUAUCUAACCAACGUAUUGAAUGGCUGCAGAAGGAAGCAGGGUUUAAUGCUACCGUAACCAUCACCGACAAACAGGCCGAUGGCCUGGCCAUAGGAACCACUGUUUUACUAACGCUGCCACUGACGAUCCAAUAUGAUUAA
Ostertagia ostertagi is the source of this 1980-nucleotide messenger RNA. The record is from the annotation of a GenBank genome assembly. Lineage: Eukaryota; Metazoa; Nematoda; Chromadorea; Rhabditida; Trichostrongylidae.